This is a messenger RNA of Apiotrichum porosum, 1743 nucleotides long. RefSeq lists its product as uncharacterized. NCBI's taxonomy places the organism in Eukaryota, Fungi, Basidiomycota, Tremellomycetes, Trichosporonales, Trichosporonaceae. The transcript has 2 exons. The record is from RefSeq and is a predicted model, not a curated record. Bases 1 to 1743 code for a protein of 580 amino acids.
AUGAAGGUCACACUCGCCCUUGUCGCCUCGCUUCUCAGCACCGUUCUGGCAGCCCCAGCUCCUGUCGCCAGCCACGAGGGCCUCCAGGAGCGUGCCACCACCAUCACUGCCACCAUCCCUGCCGGCCAAGUGAUUGGAAUUGUUACGAGCCAGAAGACCGAGAACUUUGCUGGUAUCCCUUACGCCUACGCACCCACUGGCAGCCGUCGCCUCAAGCCUCCUGUUAGGUACACGGACACUCUCGUCAACUUUGAUGCUACGCAGGCGGCCCCCGCCUGCCCCCAGAUGGCCGCCAAUGCCGCCUCGAACGACUUCCUUUCCUCGGUCCUCACCACCCUCAUCAACACCCCUCUGGUGGCCGAUGACGUCCUGAAGAUCUCCGAGGACUGCCUGACCAUCGACGUCUCGCGUCCGGCUGGCACCAAGGCUGGCGACAACCUGCCCGUCCUCUUCUGGAUCUUCGGUGGUGGCUUUGAGCUUGGUUGGAGUGCCAUGUACGACGGCGCCAGCCUUGUCUCCAACGCUGUCACCAACGGCAAGCCAUUUGUCUUUGUGGCAGUCAACUACCGUGUUGGCGGCUUUGGCUUCAUGCCCGGAAAGGAGAUUCUCGCCGACGGCUCGGCAAACCUUGGCCACCUUGACCAGCGUAUGGGCCUGCAGUGGGUCGCCGACAACAUUGCGGCGUUUGGCGGUGACCCUACCAAGGUCACCAUCUGGGGCGAGUCGGCGGGCGCCAUCUCCGUGUACAACCAAAUGUCCAUGUACGACGGCGACAACACGUACAACGGCAAGGCGCUCUUCCGCGGUGCCAUCAUGAACUCUGGAUCGGUCAUCCCGGCCGACCCCGUCGACUGCCCCAAGGGCCAGGCUGUGUACGAUGCUGUCGUCGCCGCGGCCGGUUGCAGCGGCUCGUCGGACACUCUCAACUGCCUCCGUGCCCUCCCUUACGACACCUUCCUCAAGGCCGCCAACUCGCAGCCCGCCAUUCUGUCGUACAACUCGGUCGCGCUCACGUACAUUCCCCGUCCCGACGGCACGGCUCUCACUCAGAGCGCCGAGUUGCUUCUCGCCCAGAAGAAGUAUGCCGCCGUCCCCAUGAUCAUCGGUGACCAGGAGGACGAGGGCACUCUCUUCUCGCUGUUCCAGUCCAACACCACCUCCACCACCGCCAAGCUGGUCGACUACCUGAGCAAGAUCUUCUUCCACGACGCCACCACGGCUCAGAUCACUAGUCUGGUCAACACGUACCCCUCUAGCCUGCUCGACGGCUCGCCGUUCAACACUGGCCUUUUCAACGAAAUCUACCCGGGCUUCAAGCGUCUGGCUGCCAUCCUGGGCGACGCCACUUUCACCAUCACUCGCCGCAUCUUCCUCGAGGGCGCCACUACUCUCAACCCCUCCGUCCCCGCCUGGUCAUACCUUGCUAGCUAUGACUAUGGCACUCCCAUCCUCGGCACGUUCCACGGUUCGGACAUUCUCCAGGUCUUCUUCGGCAUCCUCCCCAACUAUGCCAGUAAGGGUAUCCAGAGCUACUACGUCAACUUUGUCUACAACCUCAACCCCAACGACUACAGCGGUGGUACCGGCACGGGCACCAAGGUCAAAGAGACUUGGCCCCAGUGGGACGCCACCAACAAGAAGCUCAUCCGCUUCUACGCGUCGUACUUUACAUUCAUCACCGACACGUUCCGCCAGGCGUCCGAGGCGGUCCUCAAGGCCAACAUUGGCAGCUUCCGCAUUUAA